Molecule: messenger RNA, 4013 nt
Organism: Calidris pugnax (ruff)
Lineage: Eukaryota; Metazoa; Chordata; Aves; Charadriiformes; Scolopacidae
Gene: PANK2
Product: pantothenate kinase 2
Exons: 6
Coding region: 242-1081 (279 amino acids)
Biological process (GO): coenzyme A biosynthetic process
Cellular component (GO): cytosol; nucleus
Molecular function (GO): ATP binding; pantothenate kinase activity
Source: RefSeq, a predicted model, not a curated record
UCCUUGGUUUGGCUUGGAUAUUGGAGGGACCUUGGUCAAACUUGUUUAUUUUGAACCAAAGGACAUCACUGCUGAAGAAGAGGAGGAAGAAGUGGAAAAUCUCAAAAGCAUCCGCAAAUACCUGACAUCAAAUGUAGCCUAUGGAUCCACAGGCAUUCGGGAUGUGCACCUUGAACUAAAGGACCUUACCCUGUGUGGACGUAAAGGCAAUCUGCACUUUAUACGCUUUCCUACUCAUGACAUGCCUGCUUUUAUUCAAAUGGGAAGCGAAAAACACUUCUCAAGCCUCCAUACUACCUUAUGUGCCACGGGAGGUGGAGCGUACAAAUUUGAGCAGGACUUUCUCACAAUGGGUGACCUUCAGCUUUGUAAGCUCGAUGAACUCGAUUGCCUUAUUAAAGGAGUUUUGUACAUUGAUUCAGUUGGAUUCAAUGGACAUUCAGAGUGCUACUAUUUUGAAAACCCGACGGAUGCUGAAAGAUGUCAGAAGCUCCCAUUCAACUUGGAGAAUCCGUAUCCUCUCCUUUUGGUGAACAUUGGCUCAGGGGUCAGCAUUUUGGCUGUGUAUUCAAAAGAAAACUAUAAACGGGUAACGGGUACCAGCCUUGGAGGGGGAACCUUUUUUGGUCUCUGCUGCCUUCUUACCGGUUGCUCCACCUUUGAAGAGGCCCUAGAGAUGGCCUCCCAUGGAGACAGUACCAAAGUGGACAAACUAGUGCGGGACAUUUACGGAGGAGACUACGAGCGAUUUGGAUUGCCAGGCUGGGCUGUAGCUUCCAGCUUUGGAAACAUGAUGAGCAAGGAGAAGCGGGAAUCUGUCAGCAAAGAGGACCUCGCGAAGGCUACUUUAAUAACCAUCACCAAUAACAUUGGCUCCAUAGCACGGAUGUGUGCACUUAAUGAGAACAUUAAUCGAGUGGUGUUUGUUGGCAAUUUCCUUCGGAUCAAUACAAUCUCAAUGAGGCUUCUGGCAUAUGCGUUGGACUACUGGUCAAAGGGACAGUUAAAAGCACUUUUCUUGGAACAUGAGGGUUAUUUUGGUGCAGUCGGUGCUCUUCUGGAACUCCUGGAUUCAGCCUGACUCCGUGCAGAUCCUGGACGUUGCAUCUAUGAAGUCAGGGGCGCUUCCUGGGUCACCUUUUGCUUCAAAGCGUCUGUUGAGUGACUGUUAAACUAAUUGUGCGUGAACUAAUGAGAAAAGGAAAGGACUGUUGCGUUUCUGUCUGUAAAGAGUUGAAACCAAUCGUCAGUUACAGCACAGGUUUGUUCAGAAGGAGUGUAUCUGCAAAUACGCCGAGGGAAGGUGGUGGUUGUGUCUGGAACAUCUGUAGGGCAUUUAGUCAUUGACACCAAAUAGCCCUUUUUUGUGUAGUUUUCUACAUAUGUUUAAAGGUGGUGACGUGGCAGAGGACUUGCACUCUGUUCCCUCCAUCAAGGUUCCCCCGAGUGCUGCAGUGCCUACCCACUUCACAGGGUUCAGCUGCAGCGUCUUACGUUCCUCAGAGGAAGGGCACGGCGUUCACACUCUGCUCUUAGCUCUCUGUAAAGGGGAAGGAACCUCAGCACAGCCCUGGCACGUGGCAACCGUAUGGCCCACCUCUGUCCCCUCUGACCCACGCAGUGGCCUCUCAGACACCGUUGUGCUAUCCGUGAGGCUUUAUUCCUGUUAGUGCAGGUUCUUACCUUUGUACGCAGGUUACUAGAGACAACAGGCACAAAUCCCGUGUCUCGGGCACCCCAGAUCUGCUCAGGUUGAUCCCCGUUUCAACCUGUACCACUUCUAUGCAGACCACAGUAACCUUUUGGUGUCUGCCACGGUGCUGGCACAGCGUGAGGAGUGUCUGUCAGCCUCGGACCUUGAGAGCUGCUAAAAGCAAAUUUGAAGAUGGAAAUAGUGGUUGUUGGGUUUUUUUGUUUGGUGUUUCUUUUCUCUGUUGUAAAACUUGGCUGCAUAUAACAAUACCAAAGAGAUUACUUUUUCUUUCAGUCACACGCUCUGGAUUUUCUCUGUAAUAUGUUUCAUUUUAUGUUUAUUAAUCGCUGAACUAGUCGUUUCUGGGGGAAACCUCUCCUUCCCCUGUGCAUGCUGUACCUUCCCUGUUUUCUCUGUGCAUGCGCUCUCGCGUACAGCCUGCGAGCUGGGUGGCUGUGGGUUGGGACCCCUAAAGGUCUCAGGGUGUGGAUUUAGAAAUGGCUUAUCAUGCACUGAGUGAGCGCUGUCUCAACGCAGCAGAGAUGCUGGUGGUGGGACAGGGGUUUGAAAAAGAGAAGCAGCGUGCCCAUGGUGUGUGCUCUGCCCUUCCUUCCUCCUGGCUCUGCUUUGCCCUGCUCUUCGCAGAAACUCUGAAAUUCUUCCCAGCCUCGGAUCUUGCGUUACGGAAGGAACAGGAUCUUCAGUGAGACGUCUCUUUGAAGGUCACAGUGUCUCUUCAGAUGAGUUGUUUUGAACUCUCUGACCCUGAUGGGGGGUCACUGCUCAGCCCGCGCCGCUUUGGCAGCAGGAAUGAGCAGUGAAAUCAUGUCCAGCUCUACCCGUUGCUGCAGCCCAAGAUCCAAGUACUCACACAGUGCUCCACAGCUGGCUGGGUUCAUUGCGUGGUACCUGCCUCUCUUUUGGGCCUGAAACGGGAAAGAAACUAUGAAUUUGGAAGAUGUACUCUUUGCUAGCUUAGAUCCUGCGUGAUAUUUUUCUUGAAGCCUGCCCGGUCAGCUCAGCCGGGUGAGCGUUCCAGGCAGCAGAGCCAGCGUAAAGCAAGGCAUUUUCUAAACUUCGGUGUGGGCCUGGAACUUGCUGAAUGUAUCCAGGAAUUUGGCAACCGCAAAAAAAUACGGUGGGGGGAGGGAGAGUGGUAUGCGCCUGUCCUGCUUUGAGGUCAAGCAGAACUAAUUUUCUGUUCUGAAAGGUAAUCUUUGCUGCGUGCUGUCUGCAGAAGACAAUCUGUGUGCUUUUCCUGUGGUUCAGUGCAGGGUUGGUGUCCCGCUCUGCUUGCAAUAUAACAUCUUGCUUUUAGAGGUGAAGGGCGUGAGCAGGAUGAUACAGAGUCACAGUGUGGUUUGAGUCAGAAAGGACCUUCAAAGAUCAUCUAGUUCAACCCCUUGCCCAGGACAGGGACAUCUUCCACUAGAUCAGGUUGCUCAGAGCCCCGUCCAACCUGACCUUGAAUGUUGCCAGGGAUGGGGCAUCCACACCUUCUCUGCUUGACCUGUUGGGAUAUGUUGCAUCUGAGACCUUACUUAUUCUUUGUUUCUUGUGAAAUUGCACAAAAGGUACCCCAAGCAGGUGUAUUGAAAGCAACUCCACUUUUGAAUUGCUGGUUGUAGGUUUUCUAGACUUAACUCUUCCUCUGCCAUGUAAAAUGUAAUACACAGCACGUCACGGGCUGCCACCUCAGCAGGUCACCCACCCUCACAGUCAAAAUUCAAGCCCUGGUUUGACUCAUGGGAAAGAAAGAGAAAUGCACUUUGGCUUUUUGAAAUCUUGUGCCCAGGACCUGUGUCCCUCCUUGGUGUGAUACCCCAGGGAUGCACUGGGCUGGUGUGGGCUUGGCAGCUUGAAUUAGUCACGGGAUUUUACACGGACCCCGGUGGUGUGGGGAGGGUGCAUAUACACCUCCUCUGAAUCCUCCUCCUGCACAGAAGAGGGGCUAAUAUUUUUUAAUAGCAGUAGCUGUUGGGAGCUGCAGGCUGGCAGAAGGAAGCUGUAGGGUGAGGUGAUGCUGUGAGGGAGGGUGAGAAGCCCCCACAGCUGCUCUGGGGCAAUCCCUGCCCUGCGGUGCUGCAGGAGGUCCCAGGCUGGUGGCCCCAGGAGCAGCGUCCCGCGCGUUCCCUGCUGUUUGUUCCGUGCACUUGUGUGUGUCAUGCCUUCUUCUGUGGGUUUUGAGUAGAUCCUGUGUGGUCUGAUGUCCGACACCAAAGUCCCUGAUGUAUUGUGUGUAUUUUUUUGUAAAUUGUUUUUUUUUUCUUCUUCUUCUUCUUGUAAUAAAAUAUUACAGUUAUUUUUUAUAUACUUGAAA